This is a messenger RNA of Mesoplodon densirostris (Blainville's beaked whale), 645 nucleotides long. RefSeq names its product C-type lectin domain family 2 member L (gene CLEC2L). NCBI's taxonomy places the organism in Eukaryota, Metazoa, Chordata, Mammalia, Artiodactyla, Ziphiidae. The transcript is spliced from 5 exons. The coding region runs from base 1 to 645 and encodes 214 amino acids. The record is from RefSeq and is a predicted model, not a curated record.
AUGGAGCCGGCCCGGGAGCCCCCCGCGCGGGCCCGGCCGCCGCCGCCCCCCGCCGUCCGCCCCGCGUCCGCCCCCGCCGCGCCCAGGCUGCGCUCCCCCGCCGAAGCGGAGGGCCGCGGUCCCGAGGGGCUGCUGCGGCGAUCGGGGUCGGGCUACGAGGGCAGCACCAGCUGGAAGGCGGCCUUGGAGGACACCACCACGCGUCUCCUGCUGGGGGCCAUCGCAGUGCUUCUGUUUGCCAUCCUGGUGGUGAUGAGCAUACUGGCUUCCAAGGGCUGCAUCAAGUGCGAGGCGCCCUGCCCGGAGGACUGGCUGCUCUACGGAAGGAAGUGCUACUUCUUUUCUGAGGAACCGAGAGACUGGAACACGGGCAGGCAAUACUGUCACGGCCACGAGGCCGCGCUGGCUGUGGUCCAGAGCCAGAAGGAGCUGGAAUUCAUGUUCAAGUUCACACGGAGGGAGCCCUGGAUUGGUCUGCGCAGAGUGGGGGACGAAUUCCACUGGGUCAACGGGGACCCGUUUGACCCAGACACAUUCCCCAUCUCGGGCCCGGGGGAGUGCGUCUUCGUGGAGCCCACCAGGCUGGUGUCGACGGAGUGUUUGAUGACCCGGCCCUGGGUGUGCAGCAAGAUGGCCUACACCUGA